ACAGUAUGUGUGUUUUUAUGACUGGAGACGCGCGGCGGUGUGUGUGAGUGUGAGUAAAAGCGCGCUGGACUCACAUUACAGCCGCGCGCGCCUUCACCAGUGCGCAUACUCAUGUGAGGUAUUCCAGAUGUGCACAUCGCCUCUGUCCGGUCACAGUCAGACCAUCUGAGUGGACAAAACGCUUUCCGUCAUGUUGCCAUUCGCCAUCUGGCUGCUGUUAUUGCCGCUCUGCAGUGCGGUCUACACGGGACCUUUGCUCCCUGAAAUGUCUAACGGGACCUUUCACCACUUCUUCGUACCGGAUGGCGAUUACGAGCAGAUCGAGGAUCCGGAGAAAUGCCAGAUGCUUUUCAAAUGGAUCGACCGUAGGCCGUGUCCUCUGGAAGAGGAUCAGGACACGAUCAUCCGAGAGGAUUUUGUCAUCAUUAAACAACAGAUCGAAGACACAGCGCGCGUUUUGGAGAGUCUCGGAAUGAGUAUAUCCUUCGACCUGGACGGCGAGGACAGCUAUGGGAAAUACCUUAAAAGUGAGAUUGUGCAGAUCAAUGAGGCUUUUACAAAUGUGGAGAAAGCGUUACAGGAACUGGAGACCAAAUUCAAGCAAAGUAAGGAGACCGAACAACGAGAAGAGCACAAGUUCACUCAUAACUUCAUCAACCCCAUGUAUAAUGUGAGGGACACUCUGCAGAACACUCUGGACAUCUCAUCUGGACUCAAACAUAAACAUGAACUCAUAUCUCUGAUCAUCAAGAGCCAUGGAUCGAGGUUAAGCCGACUCAAAAACGAGUACCUCAAUGUUUAGACUCGCAUUAAUCUCAGACUACAGUCCAAGUUGGAUUGUUAUUUUAGCAACGUACGGAUCGCCAAUGUUUCACCACUUUUGAAAGCAUUUGGUGGUGGAUUUUUUGCAUCGUAGGCCUAUGUGCUAGUCUUGAAAAGUAAAAAGUUCUUUAAUAGUAGGACCAUUUUCUUUGUUUUGGGUUCUUGAGUUGACUUUAUGGCUCUUUGGAGAUUAAACAAAUAUUCUGGGUUCAAUGCAAGUUCAGCUAAAUCAACAGCAUUUGUGGCGUAAUAUUGAUUAUCACAAAAAUUCAUUUCGACUUGUGUUCGAAUGGUUAACAUUGAGGCACUAACAAUGGAAGUGAAUGGGGCCAAUCCAUAAACAUUAAAAUACUCACUGUUUCUAAAGUAUAGACACAAGACACACAAUGUGUCAAUUCAGUUCUACACUGAAAUGUAUAUAAACAUGUACUUCAGUUGCACAUGCACAAGGUGAACUGAAAUAGAGUUAACAGGUACCAAUUUGACCAAAGGAGACACAGGUCACCCUAAUGGUGGCAUCCCGUGAAACUACUAUUUACAACAAAACAACAUAAAUAAUGCUACAAAAGAGCUAAAACUAUUUAAAUGUCCCAAAAGUUCCCUUUGACCAAGGAAACAUAUUUACAUUUUUCAAGUGCAAAAGAUUGUGGGUAUUCCACAUGUCCUCAAUUUUGUACUGCAAUAGUUUGAGUUAUUAACACUUAACAUCUUAGGUCUAUAGAAUUUUAAGACAAAUAAGAUAAAUGAACAUAUAGAUUUGAGUUAUGAGCCCAAUAUUUCCAGUAAUGUUUAAUUAAGGCAACAUGAUUUUUCCAGUAAUGACAACUUUAGGGUUUACAGAGUACUAUGGAAAUGAUUUUCUAAAGAACGGUAAUGAAAACAUUCUUUGUGGAACUUUUAAAGGUUUUCCAAUGACACAAGACAAAACCCUUUCUGGUUCUAUUUGGAAGCUUUAUUUUGUGUGAAGAGCUCAAGCCAGAUAAUAAGUUUUUUUUUUUUUUUUUUUUUUUUUUGGAACCUGAAGCAACCCCUCAAAAAACUAAAUAAACCCCAAAUUACAAUAAAAACAAUUGUGAGAAAAUUUCGAAUUUCCUUAAUAUUGCAACUGUAGUGUUCCAUGUGUACUUUUUGUGGCACUAGUGUCACCAAAACGGAUUUUCAAAAAUAAACAUUGUUUAAAAAAAAAAAAAAAAAGAUUUCUGAAUACCUUCCAUAUUCCAUUGUUUAAAAAAAUAAAAAUAAAUAAAUAAAUAAAAUAAUAAAUUCCCGCCCCAAACUCACGCCAUUGGUUGAGUCAGUUUUAUUGUUUGGGCUGGACGGGCUGCUUUAAACAGACAGAGUGAUUUUGGAAAUUAAUAGGGUUGCCAACUGUCCCGUAUAAGUCGUGACAUCCCAUCUUUAGGCCUAAAUAAAUACAUCUCGUAGGGGACAUCUAUUGUCCUGUAUUUUUGCGGUGAGACACUUAAAGGGGGAAAAUGCUCGAUGGGGAAUGGUCGAACAAUGAAAUAUCCAAUAUUGAAACAACAAAACGCUCAAAGGGGGAUACCCGCAACCACCCCUGGCUGGACGUGUGGCAUAAAGUUAGCAGCCUUAGAAAUCAACCUACUAGUAGUUUACUUAUCUCGAUAUAUUAAGAUGGGAUUGGAUGGAGAAAGUAUUUUUAACAUUGAACAAAUAGCACACUGAAGCUUUAAUAUUUCCAUUUUACAUUUUUUGUCUCUAAGCAUGCAAAAAGGUUUUUCUUAAGAAUAACAUACAACACAUAUGUGUUGAUAUUCUUGCUGUUUUAAAUUAGUUGACUAAAUUAAAUUGUUAGAUAUGCACUAAUUUAUUGAUAGAAGUGUUCACUUUAAUAUGUGGUAACUUUGACUUUAUUCAUGUAGAAUAUAUAUAUAUAUAUAUAUAUAUAGUCUUCAGUAGGCUGCACUUUCUCAGUAGUCUUCAUAAUGCUUUCAUUUCUAGAUAAUUGAAGUUUGAGGAGUGGCCGUUAAAGAUUUCUGGUGGAAAUUUGGCAUUUCCUGUGCUAUUAGAACAGAAUGUCUCUUUCUCUCUCUGCCAUGUGUAAGAAUACUCAAAGCCUGCAGAAAUAUGUAAAGAAACACAAUCUACCCUCCACACGCCAACCAAGGGGAAUCCACAGGGAUGGGCUGGUGAAAAUGUUUAAUGUUGAACUCUUGAAGCCGACCCGUUAACAUAAGACUUGUCGCCAAAAUCCCUACAUUUUAAUUUCUUACCUGAACAAUGAAGUACUUGUGGCUGUUUUCUACCCAUAAUCCCGAGGAGAGGGACUGUUUUCUUUUCCCUCGCAUUCAGAGUUUGAUUCUCGCUGGAGGUUAAACCUCAAAGACAUAAUGUCUUUACUAGUGAUUUAGUGAAUGGUUGGGUUUAAUGGUGCUGAUGGGGCCUAGGGGGGCACUACUCCCUUAGAUUUUCCUUGUGCUACCCCAGAAACUUCUGACACCC
This is a messenger RNA of Myxocyprinus asiaticus (Chinese sucker), 3285 nucleotides long. Its product is annotated as fin bud initiation factor-like. Lineage: Eukaryota; Metazoa; Chordata; Actinopteri; Cypriniformes; Catostomidae. The coding region runs from base 191 to 802 and encodes 203 amino acids. The record is from RefSeq and is a predicted model, not a curated record. The transcript has a single exon.